GGAAGGUCUCCAACCAUGUCUCCUUCAGGUACACCAUGGUCCCUGAGCCUCGUGUUUCUUUUGGGGAUGGCAUCCGAGGGGAUCAGCUGCCCGAGCAGGUGUAGCUGUCAGUACCUGGAGGUGAACUGCACAGGGCAGCAAUUGCUGGAGUUCCCUGUGGGCAUCCCUCUGGACACCAGGCAGCUGAUUCUGGCAGCAAACAACAUCUCGUACCUGCUGGCAGUGGAAUUGAGCUUCCUGGCUGAUUUGGUCUACUUGGACUGCAGAAAGAACCUCUUGGGGGACGACCUGGAUUUCACUUUCAUUGGCAUGGCCAAGCUUGUCUAUCUGGACCUCAGCUUCAACAACCUCACACAGGUCUCCUUUAGCACCUUCUCCCACCUCCUCAGCCUGGUGGUGCUGAAGAUCUCAGACAAUCCCAACCUCAUGGCCAUCGAGAAGGAUGCUUUUGCCAACAACACCUGGCUAAGGCACCUGGAUGUGAGCCGGACAGGCUUAAGCUUCCUGGACACCAGCACCGUCCAGGGCUUGCCCAGCCUGAGGCUUCUGGGGCUCAGUGACAACCUGUGGCACUGCAACUGUUCCUUUUUGGACUUCAUCACCUGGAUGUUGGAAAGCAAUGUGCAUUUUCCAGAUGCUGACAACAUCACCUGCUAUACUCCAGCAGGCCUGCGUGCCCUGAGGAUGCCAGCAGCAGAGGCACAGCUCCACUUCAGCUGCCUGACCCAGCUGUACAAGCAGGAUUAUGUCUUUCUGUGCUUUGUUGGCUUCUGCAUAUUCCUUGCUGGCACCAUGGCAGCCUGGCUGGCUGGCAUCUGCGCUGUCAUCUACGAGGCCCAUGCCUCAAAGGGAGAGGAAGAGGAGAAAGACACAGCCAUUUAGGAUCAGUCUUUCUGAACUCCCAUUGUGGGAACCAAAGGCAGGCCCUUCCUGCCUGAUUUCCAAUGUGGUCCCACCCUAGGUUUUUUUUUUGGUUUUUUUUGUUUUUUUUUUUUUUUUUUUUUUGGGAAGUGAAAUAAAACUGCAAGAGAAGGAAGUGUCCGUGCUCCAUUUUCACUUGCUGCUCUAUACCCAGUCUUCUGCCACUAGGACUCAGGAUAUUGGCAAAAUAUUUAUUUUGGGGAGGUGUGCACUGUGCCAGGCAUUUCCACUUCUACCCUGCCUGGAGACCACAGAACAGUAGGGAUGUAAGGACUGACUUGAAAAGCUAUCGAAAUGUGG
This is a messenger RNA of Cinclus cinclus, 1221 nucleotides long. It is a transcript of the gene LRRC52, whose product is annotated as leucine rich repeat containing 52. The record is from RefSeq and is a predicted model, not a curated record. The coding region runs from base 16 to 882 and encodes 288 amino acids. Lineage: Eukaryota; Metazoa; Chordata; Aves; Passeriformes; Cinclidae. The transcript is spliced from 2 exons. Gene Ontology annotation, molecular function: transmembrane transporter binding; voltage-gated potassium channel activity; potassium channel activator activity. Gene Ontology annotation, cellular component: voltage-gated potassium channel complex.